Molecule: messenger RNA, 688 nt
Organism: Cimex lectularius (bed bug)
Lineage: Eukaryota; Metazoa; Arthropoda; Insecta; Hemiptera; Cimicidae
Product: protein lin-32-like
Exons: 2
Coding region: 44-502 (152 amino acids)
Molecular function (GO): protein dimerization activity
Source: RefSeq, a predicted model, not a curated record
UAUGAAGGGAGUCUGAUCCUAUAUUGAAACGUUCAUCAGAACCAUGGAGCUGGACCUCGGGGGAGAAAGUAACAGGCUUUACCUCGGCGAGGAGAUAGAUAGAGUCGCCAAACAACACGAUCUCCGCUACGGCCACCCCAGCAACAUCAACAACAACAACUACGCGGAAUCGUGGUCCGAAUGGGACAACAAGAGUUACUGGGAGCAGCCCAUGGAGCAGAAACCGCUUAUGAUGCAGGAGCCUUGGUCCGUCGGCAGUUCCCAGAGGAGGCGGAGGGAUUCAGUCAGGGCACCAAGCCCCUCGGUACUUCGGAGGCGGAGGCUUGCCGCCAACGCGAGGGAAAGGAGAAGGAUGAACGGCCUCAAUGAAGCUUUCGACAGGCUGCGAGAAGUCAUUCCUUCCAUCGGGGCUGAUCACAAAUUGAGCAAAUUUGAAACUUUGCAAAUGGCCCAGAGCUACAUUGCCGCACUCUGCGACCUUCUAGAACGGUCGUCGAGAUGACCCUAAACUGAAAGAACUACGAGCAAAGAGACUCAAUUCGAAAUUUUAAGAAACUAUAUGAUUCAACGCAAAACGUUAAAGUGAAAAAUGAACUACUUUUUUCGGUCCGUUUUUAUGUGCAUUUCGAUUGAAAUCUCGGAAAAAUUGUUGUUCAACUUAAGGUAACAAAAAGCAUUGGUACUUAAA